This is a messenger RNA of Arctia plantaginis, 1728 nucleotides long. The record is from the annotation of a GenBank genome assembly. NCBI's taxonomy places the organism in Eukaryota, Metazoa, Arthropoda, Insecta, Lepidoptera, Erebidae.
AUGGGGGGUGAAAAAAUAAAUUUAGACAAUGGCAAUGAUACGACAGAAAAAUUAAACCAGGCACCCGAAGAAGAUCACAUAAUAAUAGACAAAGUAUUAUUCCAUUUGGGUCACAUGGGUCUUUACCAGAAGCUGCUGUUUAUUGGAAUGUUCCCUUUUGGUUGUUACAUGACGUUCGUUUACCUCGUGCAAAUAUUUAUAACUGUCACACCCAACAACCAUUGGUGUAGAAUACCUGAAUUGGCUAAUUUAAGUAUGGAGUUGAGACGAAACCUGUCAGCUCCAAUCACUGCCUCGGGUGAUUUUGAUCGCUGCAUGACAUUCGAUGCCAAUUGGACACAAGUAUUGCAAACGUUGCAGCCUCCACCGCCAGAUUCACCCUUGGUACCGUGCCGGAAUGGCUGGGAGUUUGAGUUGAGCGAUAUACCAUAUCAUACGGUCUCUACAGAGAGAGAAUGGGUAUGUGACAGAGCAAGCUACGUGCCCCUCGCCCAGUCACUAUAUUUCGUUGGAUCUGUGGUGGGAGGGUUAUUAUUUGGAUGGAUGGCUGACAGAUUUGGCAGAGUGCCUGCCUUAGUAGGAAGUAACUUGAUUGGUGGUAUUGGUGGCGUUGCGACUAUUUUUACAACCGGCUUAGCUGAUUUUAUAUUUUGUAGGUUUCUAGUUGGAAUGGCGUACGAUAAUUGCUUUAUGAUUAUGUAUAUUUUAGUUCUCGAAUAUGUGGAUCCUGAAGACCGCACUAUGGUAGCCAGUUUAAGUCUGGCAUUGUUCUAUGGAACUUCUGUCACACUGCUUCCCUGGAUUGCCUAUUUCAUUGCAGACUGGAGAAUUUUGCUAUGGGUUACUUCACUGCCUUUGUUUUUAGUAUUAGUAGCGCCAUGGCUCAUUCCUGAGAGUACAAGAUGGCUAGUUAGUAGGGGUAAGGUGAACGACGCUAUAAAAGUUCUUAGAAGAUUUGAGAGAGUCAACAAUGUAAAAAUUCCUAAUGAGCUAAUGGCUGAAUUUAUUAUAACUUCAAACAACAAAAGACUAGAAGAAAGACAGUCUUUCCUCAAUGUAUUCAAGAGUGGUCCUUUGCGUCUUGCAACAGUCUGCUUACUGGUUGCUUAUACUGGUUGUAAUAUGGUAUUCGAUGGACUCGUGAGACUCUCUGGAUCUUUUGGUCUCGACUUCUUUCUCACGUUUAGUCUUAACUCUGGGACUGAAAUACCAGCUCUAAUUCUACUAGUUUUUAUUCUUGACAGAUGGGGUAGAAGAAAUCUCACGUGUGGAUCUCUGAUGAUGUCUGGACUCUUUUUAGUAAUUGCUAUGUUCGUACAAAAAGGUAUUGGUCAAGCGGCACUGGUUAUAUUUUCAAGAUUUUUUAUAAAUAUGGCUAUUACAACCGUCACCCAAUGGAACACAGAGAUCUUCCCAACUCCCUUCAGAGCAUCAGGGUCAGCUGUACUGCAUCUGUGUGCGUUCUUCGCCACUAUGUUGACACCUUUUAUUGUUUACUCGGAACGCGUUUGGGGCUUAUUGCCGCUGUUGAUUUUUGCUGCAAUAGUAGUAGUUACAGCAGGUGUUAGUUUGUCACUGCCAGAAACCAAAGGUCUGCAACUGCCGCAAUCAGUGGCCGAUGGCGAAAAAAUUAUUGUAGAACACUCACUGUGCGGAAAACCAGAAGAUGGAGAAGAAGGUCCAUACCAAACAGAUGUCACCAAACGUCAUUUAAAUGACAAUGUAUGA